AUGAGGACACUGGUUGGACCAGGGCUGCUGUUACUUCUAUGGCAGAGUGUUUGGGCUUUAGACAUUCCUCUAGAAGUCAGACAACCCCCAACUAUCAUAAAGCAGUCAAUGCAGGAGCACAUUGUUGACCCUAAAGAAACCAUGGUCAUAGAAUGUGAAGCCAAAGGCAACCCUCAUCCUAUUUUCUCAUGGAGACGUAAUGGGAAGUAUUUCAAUGUGGCCCGUGACUCCCAGGUAUCAAUGCGCAGGCGCUCAGGGACUCUAGACAUCUACGCCCGGAACAAUCCAGAGAAAUACGAGGCAGAGUAUCAGUGCAUCGCUUCCAAUGAAUAUGGAUCUGCAUACACCCACAAGAUCAGACUACAUUUAUACAGAGCUCCUGUGUGGCCACGGGAGAUUCUGGAGCCUGUAGUGGUCAGUGCUGGUCUGCCUCUGGUCCUGUCCUGUGACCCUCCACCAGGCCCACCAAAACCUGAAACCUACUGGAUGUCCAGUUGUUCCUAUGCAAGACCUUUCAACUGGCCCAUUCAGACAGCUUUCCCCACCAUGCAGCCAGUACGGCAGGACCGCAGGGUUUCCAUGGGAGUCAGUGGAGAUCUGUAUUUCUCUAAUGUGCUGGUUAAUGACUCUACUGCUGAUUACUGCUGUAAUGCUCGCUUCCCCUAUAAGAAUGUCAUUCAGCAGAAGAUGCCUGUGGUUGUUAAGGUGCUUACAACACGCACCGUGGCUGAAGCUGCCCCCACCUGGCUGUCCCCUAAAGGCUCAUCAAGCUCUGCCAUGGUACUACAAGGAGAAGAAUUGUUCCUCGAGUGCAUAGCUGCAGGAUUGCCAACUCCUCAUAUAACCUGGACUAAGAAUGGAGAGGAACUACCAGUUACACCCCGCUUAAAAGUAAAACACUUCAACAAAAUGAUUCAGAUCUCAAAGGCAUCAUUUGAAGAUGUGGGAGAAUACACCUGUGCUGCCACUAACAAGAUAGGUUACAUUGAGCACACCAUAAUUGUCAAGGUUAAAGCGGCUCCUUUCUGGUUGGAAAAGCCCACUGAUUUGAUAUUGGCCCCUGAGGAAAAUGGGCGGCUGGUUUGUCGUUCAGAUGGGGCCCCUCGUCCCACAAUCAGCUGGUUCAUUAACGGGGAGUCAAUUGAGACUGCUUCGCCGCAGCCAAACAGACAGAUAUCUGGAGAAAUGAUAACUUUCCGUACUGUGUCAUCUGAAAACACUGCUGUCUACCAGUGCAACGCCUCCAAUCAGUACGGCUACCUACUGGCCAAUGCAUUUGUCAACGUGUUACAUGCAACUCCACGUAUUCUCGGGCCCAGGAAUGAACACAUCAAGGUGACGGAGGGGAGCCACACCUUUUUAGAGUGCCGUUACUUUGGCUCUCCGGUGCCUGAAUUGCGAUGGUCUAAAUACGGACAAGGAACCCUUGAGGGAAAUCGAUUUAAGACCCACGGUAAUGGGACUUUGGAGAUCAAGCGCAUACGGAUGGAAGACGAGGGAACUUACCUAUGUGUAAUCAGCAACAUCGCAGGAAGAGAUGAAGACCAAGUUCGAGUAGAGGUCAAAGAGCCCAUAAUGAUUGUCACAAGGCCACAGAGUAUGAAGGUCAUGCGUGGAAGUGACGUUCGCCUCGAGUGUGGCAUAAAAGCAGAUGCUACUACUCCUGUCAUGACUUCAUGGAUGAAAAACAAAAUGGAAGUCACUCUUAAUUGGAGAGUCUCUUUGGAUGAAUCCAACCUGGUCAUUACUAAUGUGAACAGAGGUGAUGAAGGCAAUUAUACGUGUGUUGUUAAGAAUGAGCUGGAACAGAAGUCUGCCUCAGCACACCUGAUGGUGAUGGACCGUCCAAACCCUCCUACUGAUUUGGAGUUAUCAGAUCCAUAUGAACGUACUGUACGGCUCAGUUGGGUUCCUGGAGACAGUAACCACAACCCCAUAACAGAGUACUUAGUGCAGUACGAUGAUGAUGACUGGUUACCUGGAAAGUGGAAAAACCUGUCGACAUACCCAGGGAACCUCAAUUCAGUCAUUCUGCAUCUUCAGCCUUUCACCUACUACGAGUUUAGAGUCAUCGCUAUUAACCAAAUUGGAACAAGUCGCCCCAGUCGUCCAUCUAAACGCUUCCAGACCAGCGGUGCACCCCCAGAUGUCAUACCAAAGAAUGUGAAAGGUGUGGGUACAUGGAGAAACAACAUGGAAAUCAGCUGGGAGCCUUUGACCUAUAGAGAGUGGAACGGACCACACCUAAAAUAUCUGGUGUGGUGGAGAAGGAGAGACUCCAGAGAAGAGUGGAAAAAUGCAACCACAAAGUGGCUGAAAUAUUAUAUCUAUGAUGCCGAUACCUUCACUCCUUAUGAGAUCAAAGUCCAGGCUGUCAAUGACUUUGGGCUGGGACCAGAGUCGCCUGUGGUCGUUGGCUAUUCUGGUGAAGACCGUCCAAUUUCUGCCCCCUUGAACCUGAGAGUGUCCAUCAUAGAGAGCACUCAGGUUACAAUACACUGGGACUCAGUGGGACGUGAAUCGAUCAUGGGAGAACUGAAAGAAUACAAGGUAUACUACUGGAGGGACAGCAGCCAGCUGAGGUGGCUGUGGGUUAAUAGAGGUGUGAAGUCUAAGGUGUUUCCAGACAAUGACCCAGAACCCUCAGGUGUUGUUACUGGGAUCAUGCCAUAUAGUAACUAUAAGAUGUACAUAGUGGUGGCAAACAGCCGGUAUGAAGGUCCGCCAAGUAAUCACAUCCACUUCUCUACACCAGAAGGAGUACCAUCUGCUCCCAAAUCAUUUAGGAUCCAACAACGACAUCUGGACAGUAUUUAUGUGGACUGGGACGUGCCAGAAGAGCCCAACGGUAUCAUCACAGGAUAUAUCCUAAAGCACCAGACUGUGAAUGCAAGCCGGGGAGAAGAGCUCAGGGUGGAGGAGUUCCCGCCUAAUGUGACGAGUUUCUCAGUCCGGCGAUUUGACCGCUACACUCGUUAUAGGUUCUCUGUGGCCGCACGAACUCGGAUCGGAAUAGGAGAAUGGCAUACGGAGGAGUCCCCUCAUUACACCACAGAAAUAUACGCUCAGGACCAGGUGGACAUUACCACUCAGGGGUGGUUCAUUGGGAUAAUGUGCGCUGUGGCACUUAUUGUGCUCAUCCUUCUUACAGUCUGUUUCAUCAAGAGGAGCAGAGGGGGCAAAUAUCCAGUUCGGGAGAAAAAGGACAUUUCAUUGGAGCCAGUAGAUGACAAAGAUCAAGAGGGAUCAUUUGAUUAUCGGUCCCUUGAAAGGAUUGCACGUAUCCCCACUCUGCCCUAUCCUCGGAGAGAGGAGGAAAAGGGCCUUCAAAGAGCUCAGUCAUCUGUGGAAGCAAUAAUAAAGCGCUCCGACAGUGAUGACAGUCUGGUGGAGUAUGGAGAAGGGGGGGAAAUCCCAUUCAACGAGGACGGCUCCUUCAUCGGACAGUACACGGGAACCAGGAGGGAUGUCAGGGAGCUGGACUUUGGUGGAAGUCUGGAGCUCCACUCGCCAAUGAAUACGAUCUACUCUCUGGCAUAAAACAAGAAAGAUUU
Molecule: messenger RNA, 3554 nt
Organism: Nematolebias whitei (Rio pearlfish)
Lineage: Eukaryota; Metazoa; Chordata; Actinopteri; Cyprinodontiformes; Rivulidae
Gene: nfascb
Product: neurofascin homolog (chicken) b
Exons: 26
Coding region: 1-3540 (1179 amino acids)
Biological process (GO): cell-cell adhesion
Molecular function (GO): protein binding
Source: RefSeq, a predicted model, not a curated record